Mesorhabditis spiculigera is the source of this 450-nucleotide messenger RNA. NCBI's taxonomy places the organism in Eukaryota, Metazoa, Nematoda, Chromadorea, Rhabditida, Rhabditidae. The record is from the annotation of a GenBank genome assembly.
AUGUCAGCUCUAUCCAUCUCCUUCUUAUUUAUUGGAGCGCUCCUUCUCGUGGCGGAAGCACGCAAAUGUCCUCCCGGACAGGAAGGGGAGAAGCAUCCGACUCCCGCUCGAAUUAAAGAGAUGACGGUGACGACGAGUGGGUUGGGUUUGCGUCCGAGGAGAAUAUUUGUUCAUGCGCAAAAGCCGAGGGCCGGAAUGGAUGCGUUACCGGUUGCACAUCCGGUGUUGCAUGAGAAUAGGAAGAAGCCGACGGAGGAGGGUCGGGUGCUCCCUGGGGAUGAAGCUUCGACUGGGAAGAGGCGGAAAAUCCGAGUCACCAAGCAUCGCCAUCAUCAUCAUUCGCGGGGCCAUCAGAAACGUUCCCCACACCCAUCACCAAACGUCGCAUAUGCCCACAAUGGCCCACUCACUACUCAUGGUCAUGGACCUCAUGGAGGAAACUACAAAAUA